AAUUUCGGUACUUCUUAAUUUGAGAUGCUGGAGACCACUCGGCGACCUGAUAGACAUCGACAUCGUGUGAAUCCGUUUGAAUUGAGUGACGAAGAUUUUAGGUAUAAGUAUAGGUUCUCAAAACGUUUCAUAGAAAAAAUAGUGGGUAUCUUACGUGAGGAUUUAGUGCACGACCCUCGAGGAUGCCCAUUGAGUCCUGAAAUUCAAGUGGUUUGUGCAUUACGCAACUGGGCUCGCCAUGAAAUUCAAGACGAUAAAGCUGAUUUACAUGGUGUGUCUCAACCAGUAGUCAGUAGGACAUGUAAAAAAGUAGCGGAAAUUUUGUCACGGAAGUCCCGAGAAUUUAUUAAAAUGCCUACUACUUUAAAUGAACAGCAGGAAACCAUUAGGAAAUUUCGCAGUAUUGCUAAUUUUCCUACAGUAAUUGGCGCAAUUGACUGUACUCACAUACGAGUAAAGAAAGUGAAUGCUGAUGGGGGUCAGUUAUAUAUUAAUAGAAAAGGAUUUUCUUCAAUUAAUGUACAGGUGGUUUGUGAUGCUGACCUGAAAAUCAUGGACAUUGUUACCAGGUGGCGUGGUAGUGUACAUGACUCCAGAAUAUUCCGAGAAUGUAGACUAAAACAGAGGUUUGAGGCUGGUGCAUUCUCUGGAAUAUUACUUGGUGACAGUGGCUAUCCUUGUACUCCUUACCUAUUUACACCGUUGCUGAACCCCACAACACCACAAGAAGAAAGAUAUAAUAGGAGCCAUAUCCGUACCAGGAACACAGUGGAAAGAGGUAUGUUUGGAGAUAUUGAAACAGCAAAAAAAACAAUUGUUGCAUGUGCUGUACUACACAAUAUGGCCAUCGACAUGAGAGAAGAUGUGUUUUCUGGUGAGAGAGAUAGCAUUGAACAAUAUUCAUCUGAACCUAUAGUACAAAGCUAUAUUGCACCAUCAAUAAGGGGAAAUAUUAGAAGAAGACAGUUUAUUGAAACUCAUUUUAAGUAGACAUAAUACCCAUUUAUAAAGGAAAAUAUUUCUGCAGAGCCGUUGUCAGCUGUCAAAGAAUAACGACUACAUAUUCACCAAUAUGAAAUAAAUUCAGGGGAGUAUUGUGAUAAUAUUUCAUUUAUUGAGCAAAAUGCUUUUAUUUAGGCUAUAAAUGAUUGUGUUUCAGGGAAAGAUGCGGGGUACAGCACAUUCCACAUCAACAUGAAGCUAUAUUAUAUAAAGAUUUAAGUGCUGUAGAGAUAUGUUUAGAUUUUUUAAUAAAUAUCGUCCCUCCUCUACAUUCACAGCCGGAUUUCCUUUCCAGAGGUGCACGGGUCCACGGGGAGUAGGACUGUAUGAUGACUAAGUAAUUAGGUUUAGUUUUUUUUAUUAUAGUUUUUUACUAUUGUAUAUUAUAUUUCAUUGUUAUUUAAAUAAAAUGCAUAUUAAUUAU
Parnassius mnemosyne (clouded apollo) is the source of this 1426-nucleotide messenger RNA. NCBI's taxonomy places the organism in Eukaryota, Metazoa, Arthropoda, Insecta, Lepidoptera, Papilionidae. The record is from the annotation of a GenBank genome assembly.